UUAAUUCCAAACAUAAGUGGCUUCAUAUUGAAGUGUAGAUUGUUCAUCAGUUUUAUUAAUAUGGUAGAGUAGCCAUAGUAAACCAUAGUAAGAAAAAAAAAAAAAAAUCAGGGUAUACCAAAAUCUCUUGCUCACUCAAUGUCUCUCCACCUUCCGCCCCUCCCUCGCUUUUUCUCUUUUCAGAUGUGUAUAUAAACUGGUCAGUUCACUUCUGGAGUGAAGUACACUGAAUUAAGCAAACUGUUUCUUUACUUAGAUUUACAAUAACAGAUCUGUAUUGCAUGCUCUACAAAAACCAUAUCCUUUGUAUUUUUAUAUCAGGUGACACACCUGAUAUCUUUGAGCUAUCAAGUUUCAUUGAUGUCUUACAGGGAAAACGAGCCACAACAAAAGAAGAAGAAAAUUCCUAACAGGAUUUUGCAUCACUGAAUUGUAUGAAGUGCACAAGGACAAUGAACUCUACAAUGCUUCAAAAUAGUGCUCAAGACAAAAUUCUGGAUGCUUUUGUUAGAAAUUUGGUCCUUGUUCUCGUUGGGAUCACAAUUAACUCGAUCAACGGAGUGUUUGUGUUUACAUUCUUCAAGAGUUCAAUUUUCUAUAAUGAUCCGAGAUAUAUAUUAUAUAUUCACUUGGUUAUCAAUGAUAUGCUCAUGGUUGGCCUCAGUGUAAUUCUUUCUGUGAUGGCUUAUGCAUGGCAAAAUGUACCUCUUCCAUUCUGUGUUAUACUGCUAAUAAUAGCUGACGCAACUCAUAAGAACACUCCUCUGACUUUGGCCGGAAUGGCUGUUGAGCGUUACAUCGCCAUCUGCAAACCACUGCAUCACCAUCAGAUUUGCACAGUGCGCAGGACCUACAUCCUUAUCACUCUGAUAUGGGGUGUAGGAGUUAUACCUGGUUUGACUGACUUGAUUGUCAUUUUAAUUGUACGUCCUUUAUCUAUCUUUACAACAGGUCUUGUUUGUAGCUCAACAAAGGUGUAUAACACGCCAUACCAUGAAGAACUGAGCAAAGUUAUGUCUGGGCUUUAUUCAUCUGUUGUGUGGGUAAUUCUUGUAUUCACAUAUUGUCAAGUGCUGAUUGCGGCCAGAAGGGUCUCCGCUGAUAAAACUUCAGCAAAAAAGGCCCAGAGCACCAUCCUGUUACAUGGAGCACAGCUUCUGCUCUGUAUGCUGUCCUACAUUGCUAGUAUCAUAGACAAGAUUUCUGCUCAAUUUUUAUUGGCUGAUCGGACAAAAGUGCCCUUUAUUAAUUAUCUUUUAACAAACUUAUUACCACGACUGCUUACCCCACUGAUUUAUGGUGUUCGAGAUAAACUUUUUUACAGUCACAUGAAGGGGCAUUUUGGAUGUAAAUUACUAAUUGUAAGGGUUGAAUCAACCAAACAAUGAGCAAACCAAACAAUGCCUCUCAAUCUUGCCUGUUUUCCCCCUCUUUAUUUACUCUCUGCUGAAAAACAAUGCUAUUUUUUUAAGAAGUUCUUGAAUAUUAGACCUCAUUGGUAAUAUAUUUUUAGUGCAAUCAUAAAUUAUGAAAUAAAAAGCAUCAAUAUAUUGUUUAAAUCAAACUGUGGUUAUAAUAUACAUUAAUAGAGAUAUAUUUGAAGAGUUUGGUUC
This is a messenger RNA of Megalobrama amblycephala (Wuchang bream), 1613 nucleotides long. RefSeq names its product odorant receptor 131-2-like. The record is from RefSeq and is a predicted model, not a curated record. Gene Ontology annotation, cellular component: membrane. Bases 435 to 1388 code for a protein of 317 amino acids. Gene Ontology annotation, molecular function: G protein-coupled receptor activity. Gene Ontology annotation, biological process: G protein-coupled receptor signaling pathway. The transcript has a single exon. NCBI's taxonomy places the organism in Eukaryota, Metazoa, Chordata, Actinopteri, Cypriniformes, Xenocyprididae.